AUGGCCCACGCAGAUCAUACCCGAGACCCCUGUCCAUGGGUAAUUCUCUCCGACUUCGGCAGUGCAUUUGCGAUGGGCGCAGUUGGCGGGACGAUUUGGCAUGGCAUCAAGGGUGCUCGUAAUUCGCCACGGGGCGACCGCCUGGUGGGAGCCGCAUCUGUUAUCAAAGCCCGAGCACCUGUGAUUGGCGGAAAUUUCGGUGUUUGGGGUGGUCUGUUCUCAACAUUUGAUUGUUCCAUGAAGAGUUGGCGACAAAAAGAGGACAUGUGGAACCCAAUCAUAUCCGGGUUCUUGACUGGGGGUUGUCUAGCAGCACGAAGCGGCCCUCGCAAUGCUCUCGGUUCCGCGAUUGCCUGUGGUAUCCUUCUUAGUGUAUUUGAGGGUGUCGGCGUUCUUGUUUCUCGCGUUUUCAAUGAUGCCACGCGACCUCAGCUUCCACCAAUACCCGAAACCAUGCAAGCUCAGCCUUCAUGA
Messenger RNA from Fibroporia radiculosa, 474 nucleotides. RefSeq lists its product as uncharacterized. Gene Ontology annotation, biological process: protein import into mitochondrial matrix. The transcript has 5 exons. Gene Ontology annotation, cellular component: mitochondrial inner membrane; TIM23 mitochondrial import inner membrane translocase complex. The record is from RefSeq and is a predicted model, not a curated record. Lineage: Eukaryota; Fungi; Basidiomycota; Agaricomycetes; Polyporales; Fibroporiaceae. Bases 1 to 474 code for a protein of 157 amino acids. Gene Ontology annotation, molecular function: transmembrane protein transporter activity.